GUACACUCUUCCACAGUUCCUGCCGUUUUCUUCCCCACUGAGCGACUUCUUCCACACACUGAGUGAUAGAGUGACGAUCUGUCCCAGAGGAGCCCAGGUCGAGCCUAAGUGGCCACUUGUCUGGAAUUUGAGCCCUGGACUUCUCAGAGGCAGUGUGGGGGAAAGGCAAUAAGCACUGUCAUUUACCCAGUGCUAUGAAACACCAGCCACUGUGGCUUAUCUCACCAAAUUGGUAAUGGACACUGGGCUCAGCAUCCUAGUCCUUGGGGGAGUGGGGUGCAGAGAGAAAAUCCCAAGCAGGCUCCACGUUCAGCACGGAGCCUGACACGGGGCUUCAUCUCACGACCCUGAGAUCAUGACCCGAGCUGAGAUCAAGAGUUGGACGCUUAACCGACUGAGCCACCCAGACACCCCAGCAUCCUAGUUCCUCUGGCAUUAUCUUCAUUUACUCUUACAACAGCCCUGUGUGGUGGAUAUUAGUAUUUCACAGGAGACUGAAGCACAGAGAUGUUAAGUAACUUGCCCAGGGUCACAUAGCAAGUAAGUGGCAAAACCAGGAUUUGAACUCCCUGACUCGAGAGCCUGUACUUGUAACCUCCGUGUUAUACUAUUGUGUGGCUGUGCUAAAUCUCUUCCCUUUCUGAGUGGUAAUUUCUUUAUCUGUGAUUGAUGAUCAGAAAUACAUUACCCUGAGCUUCCCUAAAGAUGCCUUGAGAUGGGUCGGCUUUAAGCACUGGGAAGCCUUGUUGGAGACAUUAUCAAGAACUCAGUGCAUGCCCUUUGACUCAGCAGUCAACUUUUGAAAUUUAUCAUAAAGGAUAUAAUCAGAUUUAUGAACAGGGAAUUUCAUUACAGUUUUGCUUAUAAUUACAGAAAAUGAGAAGUAAACAAAAUGUCCAACAGUUGAGGAAUGAAUGAUAUGUAUCCUAUGAUAAAAUAAUAUGUAACCAUUAAAAAUCGUGUGUUCAAGAGGUACUGAAUGUCAUUGGAAAAUUCUCAUUUGUUAAGUGGAAAAACCACUUCAUAAAAUUAUACAUGGUAUGAUGUAUUUAUGAAAGUGUGUAUAUAUAUGUAUAUUAAAUAAAUGAAAAAGAUGGGGAAAAUACCUUAAGGGUAGAGAGUGUAUCCCUGAGAGAUGAAAUUAUGAAUAUUUUUUUAUUUUGCUUUAUUCUUUUCUAGAUUCCUCAAAAUGUCUAUAAUUAACAUGUCUUUUUAAAUUAGAAAAAUGAAGAUUUUUAAAAAAUGUAUCUAUUUAAAAAAUUUUUUUAAUGUUUAUUUAUUUUUGAGAGAGAGGGAGAGAGAGACAGUGUGCAAGUGGGAGAGGGGCAGAGAGAGGAAGACACAGAAUCCCAAGCAGGCUCCGGGCUCUGCACAGAGCCCGACGCAGGGCUCAGACUCAUGAACCGUGAGAUCAUGACCUAAGCAGAAGUUGGACACUUAACCAACUGAGCCACCUAGGCACCCCUGUUUUUUGUUUUUCAAGAUUUGUUCUUCUGGUUUAGGGUUGGCUCCUUUCGAGCAUCUGUUCUGAUAUACUCAUUGGCUUUAAGAGUACCUGGCAGUCAGUAUUGUGAGGGUCUCUGAGAUAAUCUGGUCCAACAUGUUUCAUGUGGGACAACCGAAGCCCAAGGGUACAAGGGACUUAACCAAGGUCAGAAAGAGAACCAGGAGUUCCAGACCCCCAGCCUGGAGCUCAAGCAUCUGCCCAAAGGGCCAUCAUCCCUAGGCCAAGCUGCCAGAAGGGCAGGGAGGAGGAAGGGAAUCACAGCUAGAAUUUACCAUGUAUGGUUAAUGUGUGUUAGUCACAAAUUGCAAGUGAGGCCUUGAAUGCCGAGGGUAGCUGACCUCAUAGACCCACCCAGCGACAAUUCAUCCUGGGAGUGACAGGUGAGAGGGAGCAAAGGGCAGCUGGGUGGCCUGAAGCUAGCAGGGUGUGCCCCAGGCCUCUCCCUGUCACCUCUAGGCCUCUCCCAGCAGUGCUUUCUCCCCUGUGACGGCUAAGGACUCUUACUGCCAGCGGCUGGGCUCGGACACGAGAAUGAAAGGUCUCCACUGGCGUUAUACUCGGCUGCCCAGUCGGGUGGAGGACGCUCUGUCUGUGGAGGAGGGUGAGGAAGAGGAGACAGCCCCGGCCCCAGUCUCAGCUCCUGUUCCUGAAGAUCCUGUGGAGCCCCAGCUGGCAGAAGCCAGCCAGGUUCUAGGAACCUCGGAGAUGAGGCAGCUCAGCCUCCACCUCCCCCCAAGAGUCACCGGACAUUCCUGGAGCCUGGCCUUCUGUACGUCGAGAAAUGGCUUCAGCCUGCGGAGCCUUUACAGGCAGAUGGAAGGCCACAGUGGGCCAGUGCUGCUGGUGCUGAGGGACCAGGAUGGGCAGAUGUUUGGGGCCUUCUCCUCCUCGGCUCUUCGACUCAGCAAAGGCUUCUAUGGUACUGGAGAGACAUUCCUCUUCUCCUUCUCCCCACAGCUGAAGGUCUUCAAGUGGACAGGAAGGAAUUCUUUCUUUGUGAAAGGAGACUUGGAUUCACUGAUGAUGGGCAGUGGCAGUGGCCAGUUUGGACUGUGGUUGGAUGGAGACUUGUAUCACGGCGGAAGCCACCCCUGUGCAACCUUCAACAAUGAGGUGUUGGCCCGGCAAGAGCAGUUCUGCAUCAAGGAACUGGAGGCCUGGGUCCUGAGCGGAUGCCCCCAUCGUGGGAAGCUUCCUGAAGCAACCAGUGCUCACACUUGCUCAUGAAUGCCAUCUAGACCCUCCUUAUAGAGGGCUGCCCAUUUUCUCUGAAGCCUGGAUGACUGUGGUUGUAAGCAAACCUCCCUGUGGUCUGGGGACCCAAGACAGUCAUGGAAACAAGCAAUAUUCUCCUGGGGAUGUGACUCUGAAAGAGUGAAAUGCACUCACAUCUCAUCUGAGCAGCACAAAGUCCCUCAUGAAAUUUCUUUUUAUGUAUUUAUUAGGUAGGCUCCAUGCCCAUCACAGGGUUCAAACUCACAACCCCGAGAUCAAGAGUUGCAUGUUCCACCGACUGAGCCACCCAGGUGCCCCCUGAAAUUUCUUUUUAGAGAUUAUACAAUUAAUACAUGUUUAUUAUAGAAAAACCAGAAGACAUUUAAAAAGUUAAAACUGCCUAGGGCGCCUGGGUAGCUCAGCCAGUUAAGCGUCGGCUUCAGCUCAGGUCAUGAUCUCAUGGUUUCAUGAGUUUGAGCCCCGAAUCGGGCUCUAUGCCGACAGUCCGGAGGCUCAGAGCCUGGAGCCUGCUUCAGAUUCUCUGCCCCUCCCCUACUCACACUCUGUCUCGCUCUCUCUUUCAAAAAUAAACAAACAUUAAAAAAAUUUUUUUUUAAUUAAAACUGCCUACAAUUCAACCACCCCCCAAAUCACGAACAUUCUAGGCAAUGGAUAUAUACAUCUUACAAAAAUGGGAUUCUAUUCUGUAUGCUUUACAAAUUAUUUUAACUUAUAUUGUCAAACCACAGACACCUGGGCUCAACUGGCGAAACUAAGAAAGACUCCAGUAGCAUGUUC
Acinonyx jubatus (cheetah) is the source of this 3520-nucleotide messenger RNA. It is a transcript of the gene TLDC2, whose product is annotated as TBC/LysM-associated domain containing 2. The coding region runs from base 2039 to 2734 and encodes 231 amino acids. NCBI's taxonomy places the organism in Eukaryota, Metazoa, Chordata, Mammalia, Carnivora, Felidae. Gene Ontology annotation, cellular component: nucleus. Gene Ontology annotation, biological process: response to oxidative stress. The record is from RefSeq and is a predicted model, not a curated record. The transcript has 6 exons.